AGGCGGCGGGAGGCGGAGGAGGCGGCGGCGGCGAUGGAGGUGAAGCGGCUGAAAGUGACCGAGCUGCGGUCGGAGCUGCAGCGGCGGGGCCUGGAUUCGCGCGGCCUCAAAAUGGAUCUAGCGCAGCGGCUUCAGGAGGCACUGGAUGCUGAGAUGCUGGAGGACGAGGCCGGCGGUGGUGGGGCCGGGCCCGGCGGGGCCUGCAAGGCGGAGCCUCGGCCUGUGGCCGCGUCGGGCGGAGGCCCGGGCGGGGACGACGACGACGAGGACGACGACGAAGAAGAGGAGGACGAGGAGGCGCUGCUUGAGGACGAAGACGAGGAGCCACCUCCCGCUCAGGCUUUGGACCAGGCCGCGCAGCCGCCUCCGGAACCUCCGGAGGCGUCAGCCAUGGAGGCCGAGCCCGAAGCUUCCGACACACCGGCGGAGGCCACGGCCGGGUCAGGUGGAGUAAAUGGUGGCGAAGAGCAUGACAGCGCCAAGGGGGAGGAAGACGGGCCGGAGGAACGGAGCGGAGACGAGACGCCGGGAUCCGAGCCACCGGGUGACAAGGCCACCACGGAGGAACAAGGAGAUGACCAAGAUAGUGACAAGUCAAAACCAGCAGGCUCAGAUGGUGAGCGGCGGGGGGUAAAGAGACAGCGGGAUGAGAAGGAUGAACAUGGCCGAGCUUACUAUGAAUUCCGAGAGGAGGCUUACCACAGCCGCUCAAAGUCCCCACCACCUCCAGAAGAAGAAGCAAAAGACGAAGAGGAGGAUCAGACACUUGUGAACCUGGACACGUAUACCUCGGAUCUCCAUUUUCAAAUAAGCAAAGACCGAUAUGGAGGCCAGCCACUUUUCUCAGAAAAAUUCCCUACCCUUUGGUCUGGGGCAAGAAGUACUUAUGGAAUAACAAAAGGAAAAGUAUGCUUUGAGGCCAAGGUAACUCAGAAUCUGCCGAUGAAAGAAGGCUGCGCGGAAGUUUCUCUGCUUCGGGUUGGGUGGUCUGUUGAUUCUUCCUGUCCACAGCUUGGUGAAGAUGAAUUCUCUUAUGGUUUUGAUGGACGAGGACUCAAGGCAGAGAAUGGGCAUUUUGAGGAAUUUGGCCAGACUUUUGGGGAGAAUGAUGUCAUUGGCUGUUUUGCUAAUUUUGAGACUGAAGAAGUCGAGCUUUCCUUCUCUAAGAAUGGGGAAGACCUGGGUGUGGCGUUCCGGAUUAGUAAGGAAUCUCUGGCAGAUCGAGCCCUUCUACCCCAUGUCCUCUGCAAGAAUUGUGUUGUAGAAUUAAACUUUGGUCAGAAGGAAGAGCCAUUUUUUCCACCACCACAAGAGUUUGUGUUCAUCCAUGCAGUGCCUGUUGACGAGCGUGUGCGGACUGCAGUCCCUCCUAAGACCAUAGAGGAGUGUGAGGUGAUUCUGAUGGUGGGACUUCCUGGAUCUGGAAAGACCCAGUGGGCACUGAAAUAUGCAAAGGAAAACCCUGAGAAAAGAUAUAAUGUCCUGGGAGCUGAGAGUGUGCUCAAUCAAAUGAAGAUGAAGGGGCUCGAAGAGCCAGAGAUGGACCCCAAAAGCCGAGACCUCUUAGUUCAGCAAGCCUCCCAGUGCCUUAGUAAGCUGGUCCAGAUUGCUUCCCGAUCAAAGAGGAACUUCAUUCUUGAUCAGUGUAACGUGUACAACUCUGGCCAGCGAAGGAAGUUGUUGCUGUUCAAGGCCUUCUCUAGGAGAGUGGUGGUCGUCGUCCCUACGGAGGAGGACUGGAAGAAGAGGCUGGAGUUGAGGAAGGAAGUGGAGGGAGAGGACGUGCCUGAGUCUAUAAUGCUGGAGAUGAAAGCCAACUUCUCUCUGCCUGAGAAAUGCGACUAUAUGGAUGAGGUGACAUAUGGGGAGCUGGAAAAAGAAGAAGCUCAACCCAUUGUUACUAAAUACAAGGAGGAAGCAAGGAAGCUGCUGCCCCCCUCUGAGAAGCGGGCAAACCGACGGAACAAUCGCAACAAGAGAAACAGGCAGAACCGAAGCCGUGGCCAAGGCUAUGUGGGCGGGCAGCGCCGAGGCUACGACAACCGGGCCUACGGGCAGCAGUACUGGGGGCAGUCUGGAAACAGAGGGGGCUACCGUAAUUUCUAUGAUCGAUACAGGGGUGACUAUGAACGAUUCUACAGUCGAGAUUAUGAGUACAACAGAUACAGAGACUAUUACAGACAAUACAACCGGGAUUGGCAGAAUUACUACUACCACCACCAACAGGACAGAGACCGAUACUACAGGAAUUACUACGGUUACCAAGGGUAUCGGUGAAGCCCGUGCUGUUUUCGCCUGUCAGCCGUGAAGCUGAGUCUCUGGGGGUGCCAGGCACCCCAAAAAACACAACCAAGGAAAACGGGCUGUCGGGGUGGGGCUGAGCUGCC
This is a messenger RNA of Acomys russatus (golden spiny mouse), 2387 nucleotides long. It is a transcript of the gene Hnrnpul2, whose product is annotated as heterogeneous nuclear ribonucleoprotein U like 2. The transcript has 14 exons. The record is from RefSeq and is a predicted model, not a curated record. NCBI's taxonomy places the organism in Eukaryota, Metazoa, Chordata, Mammalia, Rodentia, Muridae. Gene Ontology annotation, molecular function: protein binding. The coding region runs from base 34 to 2277 and encodes 747 amino acids. Gene Ontology annotation, cellular component: membrane.